AUGAACCAAGAUGAACAUUCCAGUUUCCUUUUUGCGGAGUCAGCGCAAGUUUCUGAGGAACAGCUUCAGGCACAGAAGCUUGAUAUGCUUCAGAAACACAACUAUAACCUGCUGAACAAUAUCCUGGGGCAAAACAAAACGACACCGGUGAGAAUCCAAAAUGUCAAUCUAAUAUACAAUGCUUCAGAAAAUGAGUAUCGUGACUCGUUUCUGCAGAGACAAUUAAGACCAUUACUUAGUGACAACAGUGGACUCACGCUCCAGCGAUUCGUCCAGAAUCUGGACCAGGUGUCUGAGAAUUUUGCCAAAACGGGAAUGGUGAACAAUGUGGUGAUGUCAGUUGACCAUCAGAGGACUCGUCCCGGAUUUCGCGGACAGCCGAACUUGUAUGGUCCCAACCUCGUGACAAACGUGUACAUAUCUUCUGUGAAGAAACUGUUCAUGAAAGUUGGAACUAACAUCGGCAACGGCGAAGGAGACGGGUUUUUGACUCUGCAAUACAAAAACUUGUUUGGUGGUGGUGAAACGCUCAAUUUCAACACCAAUGUGGGUUCCAAUUCGAUCGGGUCUGCUUCAAGAACGACGUAUUUACUAGACCUGUCCAGUCCGAUCUGGAACGAACCCUGGCUUCGUGGGACAAUACUUGGUUAUAGUACGAGUCGGACUGUUGAUUGGACCACGAAGCACGACCAGAGUGCGGUGGGUUUGUCCUUCAAAUUACACACUCUGAACAGACUGAUCAACCAUGAGUUGACAUACGACAACGCCAUGAGAACGAUCCGCGUUCUUCCACAGACGGGACGGGUGAGCAACCAGAUGCUGUUUGAAUCUGGUGAAAACUUCAAGAGCUCGCUCAAUUACUCGGUGAGCUACGAUUCGAGAGCCAAGAACACCACGUUGCCUUCAAGUGGUACUUUGGCCAGAUCCGAAAUUGAGUUGUCCUCGCUGAAAAAUAUCAAGUUUUUGGUUGAAUUCAACAAGCUCUUUGCGUGGGUAGGUCAAAUUUCAAGUUUUUCAUGCAAAAUCGGAUACAUCCAUAGUUUGGCUGGAGGGCAGGGGAUCCACUUCAUGGACCGGUUCUUCAUCGGAGGAUCCAACGAUGUCCGCGGUUUUUCACUGAAUUCGCUGGGUCCCAAACAAAUGGGAUUACCUGUUGGCGGGAACCUGUUUUUGGCUGGUGGAGUUUCUAACUUUUCAAGCCUUCCGUUCUACCCCGAAUCGAACUUCAAGCUGCACCAGUUUGUGAACUUUGGAAAACUUGUCAACACUCGAGGCCAGAGCCUCGGCGAGAAAGCAGCUCACUUUGGUGCCGAGCCUAUCGCUCUGAGCUGCGGACUCGGAUUGGCAUAUCUACAUCCAGCGGCGCGUUUCGAGCUCAACUUCGUGCUGCCGCUACAAACGGCAACUACAGAUCUACCCAGAAAGGGCUUCCAGUUUGGAAUUGGCGUUUCGUUUUUAUAG
This is a messenger RNA of Kuraishia capsulata CBS 1993, 1461 nucleotides long. RefSeq lists its product as uncharacterized. Lineage: Eukaryota; Fungi; Ascomycota; Pichiomycetes; Pichiales; Pichiaceae. The transcript has a single exon. Gene Ontology annotation, cellular component: SAM complex; outer membrane. The record is from RefSeq and is a predicted model, not a curated record. Gene Ontology annotation, biological process: protein insertion into mitochondrial outer membrane. The coding region runs from base 1 to 1461 and encodes 486 amino acids.